Molecule: messenger RNA, 685 nt
Organism: Moneuplotes crassus
Lineage: Eukaryota; Ciliophora; Spirotrichea; Euplotida; Euplotidae
Source: the annotation of a GenBank genome assembly
UUUGGAUGAUGGAAAUUAGAGGAUUUUGGAUUUUAGAGGAGUCGGGCUCUUAGAGAAAUGGGUUGUGAGGAUACUGAGGGAGCAUGAAGACUUCUGUGAGACUCUUUAUUAAUUUUGGAGGAUUUUGAAAGAUUCUUAGAGGCACCAAGCACAUCUAUGAUGGGUCUUUCAGGAGUUCUAAAGUUCUUGGAGGGUCCAAUCGACAGGUUUUGAGGUUUUGUUCAGGAGCUGCUAAUUAAUAAUCUAAAUCAAGAAAAACAACUGAGAAAGAGAUUUCGAGCAAGUUUUAACUUCUUCUGUAGAGAUGAACUAGAUGAUCUCUCCUUAGUUUUCCUUAGCUCCAUCGCUCUAGUCGAUAUAAAGAAGGAGAAGGAACCUAACUCAUCUCUACAGUAGAAGUCAAAACUUGCUUGAAACUUCUUUUUCAGUGGUUUUCUUGAUUGAUAGGAUUAAUUGGCAGAUCCUUAAGAAAAUUUCAAAACCUGCUAUUUGAGUCCUCCAAGAACUUUGGAAUCCUCGAAAGACUGACCAUAGAUGUACUUGAAGCCUUUGAAGGGUUGUUGAAGGCCUCUAGAAAUAAGGAGGAACCUCAUAGAAAUUAUCCUAUUUGCUCAGGAUCUCUGUGAAUCAUUUUUUCGAGGAUUCUGAUUUCUUUGAAAUUUAUUAUGUUUUAAUUUACAAUGUC